Symbiodinium sp. CCMP2592 is the source of this 1788-nucleotide messenger RNA. NCBI's taxonomy places the organism in Eukaryota, Dinophyceae, Suessiales, Symbiodiniaceae. The record is from the annotation of a GenBank genome assembly.
AUGAAGAGAAGCUUCGUAGUUGAUGAGGAAACUUGGGAGUCUGUCACCAGAGAUCUCGAGAGCCGUGAAGCUGCGACCUUUUCAACUCCUGGGACACUGGAGCAACAGCUCAAGGUGGAACUGGAGAUUACGAAUUAUCGGCUGCAGCUGCAAAAAGAUCUGACCACUGCACUGCGUGCAAAUGUUGAUCAGCUCCUCGCCGAGCGAAAGGCACGAGAAGAUCACAUCAGGGCCCUAGAGGAGCACAUCAGGGCCCUGAAACAAGGGCUGAACGAAGACUUGUGUGAACUGCUCGGCGUCUUGGAAAACGCAGAGUACGAGGAAAGUUGUGUCAUGGAUGUAGCGGAGCCUGCUGUAGAGGUGCCUGCGUCAGAUCCAGAAGAGUUCCCCGAGACCCAGGUCAUCCCUUUCCAAGGGAUGGCCCCUCCGGUGUUGCCUCCUGCGUUCGAUUGCGGUCUAGAUUCGCAGCCGACUGACACUCUGGAUUCCAUGAUGAUGGCGGUCGCUGCGGUCGAGGACCACCAGCUCCUCGAAGACGCCCGUGUUCGCGGCGCCUGGCUGGAGCGCGAGUCUCUGCGGCAAGAGCGAAAGCUCGCAGUGUACUCUGACGACAGUGCGGAGAUGCAGGAGAUGGAGGAGAACAUGGCAGCGGACGAGGCAGAGUUCGCGGGCGGUAAGUCUGAGAAGGGCAAGGGCAAGGCCGUGGGCUGGACCGCGCGUGCCGCGAACCACACGCACGCGGCGCAGACGAUCAACGUCGCCACCGCCAAGGAGCGCCCCGCGACGUGCACCGUCCGCUGGGCUUCCGCUCCGAGCUUGGACGAGCUCUGCAGAGCUCUGGGCAACUGCGGCGAACGUCUCUUCGACGACAACUACCGACCCGCAGUGGAUGGAGAACAGAAGGGGCGCCGUCGCGGCCGCCGCCAACCCAGUCCAUGCCGAGAUGUUGCCGGUGAUCGCGUGGACCAAACGGUUCAACACCCGGCGUGCUACCGCCCAGGCGUAGGCAGUGGACCGGUGUGCCCGGAAGUCGGCACAGAGGGCAGUUUUGAAGCCUUUGUCACUGACGGCGCCUGCGGCCAUUGUGGCGCGGCGCUCACGGCGGCGGAGCGCCUAGACCUGGUGCCCGUGAGUGGCACUCAGGGCACCUCUGCGGCAGUGCACACGGAGGAGUCCUCGCGUGCCAUCCGGCGCAGACGCGUGGCAGUCCAAGCGGUCACGACAGGCACCUCCGAGUGCUUCUCGGGGCUCGCCGCCAAAAGCCGGGAGCUUAGCGCGGACGUUGUGAACCGUGCCAAGUCCCGUGAGAAGCUCUAUCUCCGGGCCUACAGCUUCGACUCGCCGUCGGUGAUCGAGGCGAUUGAGCAGGCGGGCGCCCGUGUGCGCCUCUGCAACGGGUCGUCCGUCCGCGACGCUUACGUCGCCGACGGCCGCGGCCCUGCAGUGGGCGCGGGCCUGAAGGGACUUCACCACGGGAAGGCCCUUCUCCGCUUGGGCGUCGGCGAGGCCGAGCUCGUGAUCGGCUCCCUUAAUUGGAGCACGAGCUCUAAGGCCAACCUGGAGUGCGGGGUGCACCUCACCCUGGCCCAGGACGCGGAAGUCGUGGGAGACUAUCUCCGCGACUUCGACACCUGCUUUGCUGCUGGCACUCCCUUGGAGGAUGCCAAGCCGCCCGGUAAGGCGGCUGGUUCCGACAGCGCCACCGGCAAGCAGCAGCAGCAGCAGCAGCAGCAGCAGCAGCAGCAGCAGCAGCAGCAGCAGCAGCGGCCUGAGCCGGCAGCUGCGUAA